Molecule: messenger RNA, 2457 nt
Organism: Chondrus crispus (carragheen)
Lineage: Eukaryota; Rhodophyta; Florideophyceae; Gigartinales; Gigartinaceae
Exons: 4
Coding region: 1-1866 (621 amino acids)
Source: RefSeq, a predicted model, not a curated record
AUGCUUCUCGUGGGGAUGCUGCACUGUACAGUGCCAACCUCACGCCGGUCGUCUCUACUCUUUAGUCUAUGGAAUCACCGCAUCUCACUUGCCCGCCGCACCAGCAGAGGAUACGCGCGUAGUUUCAUGAUGUAUUCGACAAGAGUCUGGUUCUUGUUUUUGCUCGCCGUCUCGUGGCUAGCACUUACAUCACACGCGAACACAGUUGGCCGGCAAGAGGACGGCGCGGAGCCGGCCGAGAAUACACCGGGCGAGGAUCAGAAUGCAGGCCAUGCGCCACAAUCCUCUGUAACAAAUGGAUCAGAGCCUCAACCGGAGGAAAACGCCCCUGAGCAACCGCCGGCGUCUGAAGGCGAUGGUGUGACGGGCAAUAGUACGGAGAGCAAAACCCCGGAAAAGAGCCCCGUACUUUCUUCCCUUUACAUUAACACUGCCAAACCUGGAUUGGGAAGCCGCAUUACUACGAAAGUGUUCAAAGACGGAGCUUUGUCCGGCCUCUUCAAUUCGUGCCUCACUACCACCGCCGAUCCGUCCACUCCUGACACCGAUUGCUUUUUAGACGAUCAAUACAAUGAUCGUUUGCAGUUUGAUAUUACCUAUAGCGUGCCUGCCUCUGAAAUUGAGAACGCUUUCAAGGCGACCCCACCAACACUGCAGUUACUCGGGGAUUCCGCGGAUGCUUCGGAUGCAAUUGUUUUAUCGUACGCGGUGGCACUGCAAUCGUCAAGUGCAGAAGUGAUGGUCAGAUAUUUUUGCAAGAAGGAUGCGGAUGCCCUAAUAGAUCUUGAACUCAAAAUUCAAUUCGGUGCCGAUCCCGACUCUGUGGUCCCAAUCAAAUGGAAAAAGAAAUGCACAGGCGGAGUAAACACACAAUUGGAGUUUGGCUACACUACAGACAACCAGAAGAGCGGUGAAAAGGUUCGCCAUCCUUUCGGGUCUGAUGCGGAUGCGCCCUACGUGGUCCCGCCAAGCGAUGUGUCCACCGAGGUAUAUGCGAAGUUACUGCAGCCUGGUGCACAACAGGAAUUCUUAGCACCACUUGUAAUCAGCAGCGAUCCGAGCAUUGUUAGCGUUGCAGUUCGCGGAAAUCAUCCCAAUGGGGGGAUUUUCCAGGGUCUGGACAUGACCGAAUUUCAAGUGAGCUACGAAUGCGUGACGAAAGGUUCUUCUGAUGUUUCUGUGAGCGUAGGAAUUCCGCCUUUUCAGAAUUUGACCUCCACGUGGGAGAAGGAUUGCGGGGGAAAGAUAGCAAGUAAGCUUUCAGUUGGCAGCACAGAAGGUGCUUUCGACAUUGUAGAUAUGGGCAAACCUACCCCGAAGUACAUGGUCGCGAUUGAAAACAUUGGAACAGCCCAUUCGGAAGAACAUCUACAUCUUCCUGGAAACCAAUCGGAAUGGACGAUAUAUUUGACGUAUGGUACACCAGGCACAGACAGCGGGGCCUCUAAAGAUGCUGCCCUACACAUUGGACGGAUCGGCGUCACUGUCGAGCACCCAGGAGUGAUAGCUGCAGCCUCUCCGCGGUUGAGCACUCGCAGAAAAUUUGGUUGGGGGGAUGUCACAAACUCAGAAAAUUCACUUAAUGCUGGAGAAAAGGUCAAGGUGUCUUUCCAUUUCGUGUGUCGUAAGGUGGGGGAGAGUCGGUUGCUUAUUACAGUACCGAUUCUUGACUAUGAUACGUUGGAAUUUGGUAUAGCAAAGGAAUGCGAUCAUGUUGGAUCGUCGCACAAAGCGAAGCAAUUCGUGUUGACAGUAGGAAAUGUGUCUUGGGUUACCGGGGUUGUUGUAGUUUUGGCAGUGGCGUACUGCGUCCGAAAACGACGCAGGGAUGCUGGGUUUCAACCGGUUGCAAACACUGAGAAGUGAACGAUACGUAGUUGAUUGGUCACAACAUAUAUUUUACCACAUCGUCGCGUUACGGUUUAUGAGUUGGGGUUUAGAAGCUGUUCGACUUAGUACCUCGAAGCCUGCUCUAUUUGGUUUCGGUGGCCUGAUGAUGUAUAUUGGUUUGCAGUCUAAGUUUGUUGGCUCCAAACUUGCCAGGUGCGCGAAAGCUUGUGGUGUAUACUUCACAAUGAAUGUAUUUGUUAUGGGCUUGAUAUCCUUCAGGACCCAAGAACGUACCCAAGAACGCCGUUCAGCGAUAUUGCUCAGCCUUGUCCCUGGAUGGGUGUCGCGGCGGUAUGGCGUACCCUUGGUACGGUAUAAUUCAGGCGGGACACGGCACAGUACAGUUCUGUACGGAGAAAAAGAUUGCAAUGCGAAGAUUUUCUGGAUUUUUUCUCUGGUUCGUGAUCGAUCUGGAGAGUAUUGCACACUGUCUAUUAGAACACCAGCAGCCACCUACCCCGGCACCUCGUUUUGACAUAAGAGUGUGUAGAUUGUCAAUUCUAGACAAGGUGUCAAGCAGCUACAGUAGUGAUAAUUGCGUGGCUUGUAAACAUAUUCAGUCAAUCG